AUGUCUGAUCAAGAAGAAGAUCACUUUGAUACGGAACAAAAAGAAGUUGAACAGUCAGAUGAACUUCUCGCAGUACCAGUGAAUAAUAAUGAAACUUCUUCUUCACCAGUUGAUAAUGAGAAUCAAGAAAUGCCAAGUACUAGUGAAGUGAACAAUGAAGCGACCGCUGAGGAUAAAGAAAAAGAUGGAGACAAUUCACCAAUCACACAAUCCAUACCUUCUGAUGAACAAGGUGUGGAGCCGGAAAACACCAACCCGACAGAUAACAUCACUGAACAGAAACAAAAACAGGAACAAUCACCACAACCGCCACAACAACCGGAUGAAACUCCUGCUGAUGAUAAACAAAAUAAACAAUCAACCAAAAAAAUUAUGGAUCCUGAUUUUUUUUAUCAUUAUGAUGAAUGUAUUGCAUAUCCAAUCAUUUUACCAAAUUCUGGUAUACCAAUAAAUCUAAUCAAAGUUUAUCAUCUAUUCGGUAUGGAUGUAACACGUCGAGAUAAUUUACAUUUAUUAACAUGUAAUAUUAUAUGUCAUAUAUUUGGUAAUUAUUUACAAAUUUUAAAUAUUGAUACACAUGAAAAAUGCAUGAUUCGUUCAAUUAGUGGUGUUGGUAUCGGUGCAAUUUGUAUAGAUUCACAGUACAAAUUUAUUGUACUGGCUGAAAAAGGUGAUAUGCCCAAUGUAUGCAUUUAUCAAUAUCCUGAAUUGAAAUUAUAUCGUCUGUUAAGACAAGGUACAGUGAUUGGUUAUUCUGCAUGUCAAUUUAGCCCAGAUGAUGAAAUGCUUGCAACAGUUGGCUCAGAUCCAGAUUAUACAUUCACUUUAUGGGAUUGGAGAAAUGAACAGAUUGUAUUAAGAGCUAAAGCAUUUUCACAAGAUAUUUAUCGUGUUGCAUGGUCAAAUGAUUUAGCUGGUACAUUGACUACAGCUGGUUUGGGACAUAUUAAAUUUUGGAAAAUGGCUAAUACAUUUACUGGUUUAAAAUUACAAGGAAAAUUGGGCAAAUUUGGUAAAAUUGAAUUAUCGGAUAUUGAAGGAUUUGUUACAUUACCAGAUGGAAAAGUUGUUACUGGUUGUGCAUGGGGUAAUUUACUUGUUUGGGAAGGUGAAUUAAUCAAAGUACAAAUAUCACGUCGAGAUCAACGAACUUGUCAUAAUGGUAAUAUUAUGCAAAUUAUCAUGGAAGAAGGUGAACUAGUGACAGUUGGUCAAGAUGGAUGGAUACGUACAUGGGAUUUUGAAACUGUCGAUUCAGCACAAUCAUCAGAAGAAGGUGAAUUAUUUGAAUUGGAACCAAUGAAUGAAUUACAUGUUGGCACAAAAUCAAAUUUAAUGCGUAUUGUGAAAAUUCCAAUGGAAGAUUCCACAAUGUGGUAUGCACAAGAUGCUGAUGGUGCUGUGUGGAAAUUAGAUUUAUCUUUUUCACAUACUUCAUUAAUACCAGAAUGUUUGGAAGAAUUUCAUGCAAACGACAUUGUUGAUUGUGUAACAUCACCUUCCUCAUAUUGUGCAGCUACAGUUGGUCUUGAUGGUAGAGUAUGUAUUUAUGAUAUUGUUCAAAAGAAAAUUCUUGUAUCAAGAAGAUUUCCAUCGGGUGGUUCAUCGCUAGUUUGGAGUCCAUCACAAGUUGAUCCGAAAGGAAAGAUUUUAAUUGUUGGUCAUCAAGAUGGUGUAUUACGUGUGAUAAAAUUCGGUGAAAAUCCUGAAGAGUUGACUAGACGAACAAAACAAUAUGCUUUGUUAGAUCUUGGACAAGCAUUGAAACCGCAUACCCUGGCAAUCACUUCAAUGAUUUAUAGUCCAUCAGGAAAAUUAUUUGUAACUGGAAGUAAAGAUGAAACAAUUUUCUUUUUCAACGUGCACAAUACACAUUUAACACCGAUUGGUUUUGUCAAUGUUUAUGACAAAGUUGUCCGAUUAGAAUGGUACACAGUGAAUUCUCAUGAAAUCAAUGAAAUUAUUGUUUAUUUAGAAAAUAGUUGUGUAUUAACUGUUCACUGUCCAACAGAAAAUGAUAUUUAUGAUCAUUCAAAGACAUUUUCAUUGCCCAGUAUUAAAAUUAUGAAAUCUUUUAAUUUAUUGAGUAUUAAAUCACGUUUAAUACAUGAAGAAGAUACAAUCAAUAAAUUGGCUCAAUAUGAAUUAGAAAAGCAAGCAAGACAAACUCAACGUGAAUCAAAUGCUCUAUUACAACCGGAAACAGAUGAAGAUAAAGAAAGAUUAGAUCAUGAGGAAGAAAUGAUUUAUCAAGCUCUGCAAGCAGAAAUUGCUGACUGGUCUCCUACUUAUCCACCUAGUCCAUCACCGAUAGUCUAUGGAUGUGCGGAUAAAAAUGCACCUAAUCAAUUUUGGAUGUCUUUAGAUGAUUUCGAUAGUGGUUAUUUAUAUAAAUGUGAAUUAGGCGGUCCAUUAUUAACAAUCGAUGAGGCUGUCGAUAGGAUGAAAGAAAACUUACAAAGACAAAUGCAGGUGAAUCAGCCAACUACCGAUAGGGUUUUAAUGGAUUUAGACCUGCCAGAAGAUGUUGUCGCUGCUGCUGUUGAGGCUACUACUGCUGAGGACGACGAUGCUGCUGAUGAUGAUGAUGACGUGACAAGAAGUAGCAGUAGCAAUGAUGAAGAGAUCGACUUGGAAAAUAUCGAUCCAAAUCGGAUCGCACUGACAGAUCGAAUUAUUCCAACAGAACCAAUGAAAGCGAUCAGUAUACCGAAUAGAAAAAAUACAUGUAUUACAUUUUGGAUGUAUACUCAGUCUGGUUCACGUCUAUUACUUGGUUUUAAUGAUGGUGUAAUCUGUGUACUGUUGUUGAAAAAAUCAUUUGAUUUAGAAAGUUUUGAAGGAUAUUGGAUUUAUCGAUUACAUGAUAAUCAACGUGGACGUAUUAAUCGGAUAGCUUUGACAUAUGAUGAAAACAUUGGAAGUGAUGGUACCCUAUUUGUCUGUGAAUUUAUGACAGAAGAAAUGCAAGAUAAAGAAAUUAAAGAAUUUCGUGCACGAAUUCCAUCGACUUUUGACACCAGUAUUAAAGUAGACGAUAUCACUGAUCCUAAAGCGUAUACUAUUGAAGAAAUGAAACAAAAAACUGAACAUGAUCAUCUUAUUGAAUUAGCUGAACAAAAAAAAGCUGAAACUAGACAAAAAUUAACUGAAUUAAAAGUACGUUUUAAGAAAUUAAAAGAACAAAAUAAUAAUUUACCAGAAAGAAUUCGUUUAACCACGGAGGCAUUCAAUUUAGUUCCACAUAUUCGAUGUGAUUUACUCAAAGCUCGUGAAGCUGAAAUUGAUUUAGUCUAUCGGGAAACAGCAUGGGAAACUGAGAAAAAUCGAUUAGCACUAGAAAAACUAGAGAAUGUAUAUAUUAAACCGUUAGAUUGUGAUCGUAUCACAGUGAAAUCAUUUUGCACUGGUCAUUCUGUUUCAUCAAUACGUAUGUAUAAAUUAAGUGAAGAACACAUGAAAGUAUAUGAGGAAAUAAUGAGUUAUCGAGAGAAAUCAUUACUUCAAGAACAGGAAAAAACAAUGGAACAGUCUGAACAAUUAGAAGAACGUUCUCAAUGGAAACAGCCGAAAAUUAUCACUGAAUCCAGUCAGAUCACUACUAACAGUAGUUAUGAUACUACUGAUAAUCAAAAUAAUACUGAAACACAAUCGACCAAUGUUAUAUGGUUCCCAUUACAUUGUCUAGCUGUUGAUAGUUAUCAUUAUUCAACUAUGCCAAGUGUUAACAAUCAAAAGUAUUCAUUUUUAAAACCAUCCUCCACAGUUCGUGAUAUAAUCGAUGGCAUUUUAAUUCAUAAUCCACCGGAUGAAUCCAUAAAAAUAUCAAUCUAUCAAUCAAUGAAACCUGAGAAAACUAGUGUCUACAAAAUGGAUAAGACCAAAUCUAUGGAUGUUGAAAAUGAUGAUCAAAAUUUAAGUCAAACCAUUACAUCAUCAAAUUUAACCUCAUUAGAAAUGGAAUUACAACAUCAUAAACAUAUUAAAGCUAUAUAUCAUCGAAAUUAUUUGUUACAAACAGCUAGUCGAUUAGUUCGAUAUUUUGAUGCAGAAAUUCGUUUAUUAAGACAUGAACGUUUUAAAUUAGAUAUCUUGUUAAAACGUUCUGAAUUACAUCAGCAUACAUUGUAUGAUGAAUAUUGUUUAUUAAAAGAAUUUGAAAAAUCUGAAUAUGGUUUAACAGAGAAAAUUAAAGAGAGAUUAGAAGAAAAACAAGAUAUUACUAAUAAGGUGAAUGAAUUAAACUUAAAAAUUGAACAAAAAAAGAAAGAUUUAGAACGUCUUUCACAACGUGAACAUCAAAUUCAUGAAGAAUUCAAAGCUAGCCUAGGUGAAUCACAUAAAUUUGCUGAAUUUCUAACAAAAGUAUUUAAAAAACGUAUUAAACGAAAGAAACAAGAAGAACGUCUUUCAGGUUCCGAAGAAGAAUCCGACGAAUCCUCCUCCUCGUCAUCAUCAUUAUCCGAUGAAUCCAGUCUUGAAGACACGGAUGAAGAUGAAGAUGAUGUUGAAAAUAUUGUCAUUAUGAAUUUAGAUGCAUGUCCACCUGGUUGUUCUAUGGAAGAUUUUGAACGUACUUGUUUAAUUCGUGAGAAACGUUUAGAUGUUGAAGAAGAAAUGAUGGAAGAGAAGAAAAUUCUAGAUAUUCUACGUAAAGAUUUUGAAAUAUUCACUAAAAAACAACGUGUCGUUGAGUCAACAUUAAAACAAGCUCAAAAUGAUUUGGAAGCUUUUCAGUUAGAAAAACAACGUAAAUUAAAUGAAUUAGAAAUUAUUGUCAUAUUACGUUUAGAUCAAAUUGUACAUUUUAUCAGCAGCACCUCUUCUGAUGUGACAAUUCCACCAUUAGAUAUGAAAAAUAGUUUAAUAUUUUUAAAAAAUAAUUUACGUAAAUUACAAAAACGUAUCUGUGAAUUGAAUGACGAGAAAAAUUUACAACGUUUAACAAUAAAACAAGCCAAAGAACAUCAUAUUAUGUUACAAAAAUAUAAAAAGCUAUUUCAAAAAGAAAUUGAACAAUUUUCAGCUGUAUGUGAUAGAGAAAUGACUGAUAAAUUUGGUAGAAUAGAUGAUAUUGAAAAAAUGGAAAGUGUGAUGAUCAAUCCGAAAUUAGAAGAUUUAACUACAAAAAUGUUAAUCAUGCAAGAGGAAUUUGCUAAAGAAGAAGCUGAAAUCGAGACCAAAAUACGUAAUGCACGAGAUAUAUGUGUUGGACAAAUACGUCAAAAUACAGUUUAUUUAACACAAUUAUUAACACUUUUCAAUGAACAUCAAUAUUUACAAAAUGAUUUAAAUCAAAUGUUAAAAGCAAAAAAUGACAAAUCCCCAGGAAUGAUUGAUCAACAACAAUUAAAACAACUAAUUCAAUUUGUCAAAUUACAAAAUGAUGAAAUUCACAAUUUAACACAAGAAAUUCAACAACUUACACAAUAG
This is a messenger RNA of Schistosoma turkestanicum, 5433 nucleotides long. The record is from the annotation of a GenBank genome assembly. Lineage: Eukaryota; Metazoa; Platyhelminthes; Trematoda; Strigeidida; Schistosomatidae.